GGGGAGUCGACUAUGACAACAAGUGUUACUGUACAGUACGGACCAUCCACCGUAAAUCUGACUCCACCAACUGUGACCUACACUCCUACAGAGGGACAGACUAUCCCUACCAUCACGUGUUCUGCUGACUGUAACCCGGCCUGUACCUACAGCUGGACAAAGGAUGGGCAGUCCUAUACAACAGGGUCAGGUCUCCAACUCACCAACAUACAGCGUGGUCAGGGGGGCGUAUACAGGUGUACGGCCAGUAAUGGGUACGGGAGUGACGUCAGCAUUAAUAUCAACGUCAUUGUAGAUUAUAGCCCCGGUACCUCCAUAGCUCUGACCCCGCCCGACACUACCUACACCAGGACAGAGGGGGACACGUUACCGGACAUCACGUGUACAGCGGACUGUAGACCUGGCUGUACCUUUGUCUGGACACGACCGGACAACACCAACUUUACUGUCUCAUCUGUGUUGUCACUGGGACAACUGGACAGAUCAAAACACGGGACGUACAGGUGUACAGCUAGAAAUGUUGUCGGGGAGUCGACUAUAAUAACUAGUGUUACUGUACAGUACGGUCCCGGUACCUCCAUAUCUUUGUCACCACCGGACACUAUCUACACGAGGACAGAGGGGGACACGUUACCGAACAUAACCUGUACAGCGAACUGUAGACCUGGCUGUACCUUUGUCUGGACACGACCUGACAACACCAACUUAACUGUCUCACCUGUGUUGUCACUGGGACAACUGGGCAGAUCAGAACACGGGACGUACAGGUGUACUGCUAGGAAU
This is a messenger RNA of Pecten maximus, 783 nucleotides long. Its product is annotated as intercellular adhesion molecule 5-like. The record is from RefSeq and is a predicted model, not a curated record. Lineage: Eukaryota; Metazoa; Mollusca; Bivalvia; Pectinida; Pectinidae. The transcript has 4 exons. The annotation marks the transcript as partial.